AUGAGUUCCAUCAGUAUCAAGCAAGAGAACUCUGUUGAAAAUUACAGAAUGUAUUCUUCUUCUGAGGAAUACGGAAAAUAUAAAGUCGAACAACAUCAGCAUCCUCUACAAAUGGUUGAACCACAACAAGUUGUGCAGAAUAACGAAGAAAGUGUCCAAGUUGUGCCUCACAGUGAUAAAGGACCGGAUAGUCCAACCACUCCAGCGUCAGGAGCACUUUCAAAGACCACAUACACCUGUAACCAUUGCGCUAAAAAAUACAAACACCGAAAUUGUCUAGUCAAGCAUUUGUGGGAACACCACGAAAGUUGGGAACUUUGUCUCAAGUUUAAUCUGACAAAGCACCAGCAAGUUCAGAUGAUGGAG
Molecule: messenger RNA, 366 nt
Organism: Ambispora gerdemannii
Lineage: Eukaryota; Fungi; Glomeromycota; Glomeromycetes; Archaeosporales; Ambisporaceae
Source: the annotation of a GenBank genome assembly